Messenger RNA from Acanthosepion pharaonis, 3273 nucleotides. NCBI's taxonomy places the organism in Eukaryota, Metazoa, Mollusca, Cephalopoda, Sepiida, Sepiidae. The record is from the annotation of a GenBank genome assembly.
AUGUUUGUACGGCACCCUAAGGAUGUCCGCGCAUUCAUUUUCUUUCUUUUCUUUCUUUCUUUCUUUCUUUUCUUUCUUUCAUUCAUUCUUUUUUACUUGGCCUUUCUCUUUCUUUUCUUAUUUCAUUUUUCUUCUUGUCUUGUUUUCUUUUCUAUCGUUUUGCAUAGUUUCUCUUUUUUUUGUCAACAUUUUUUCUUUUCUGCCUCUAUUUCUAUCUAUCUAUCUAUCUAUCUAUCUAUCUAUCUAUCUAUCUAUCUAUCUAUCUAUCCCGGUUUCUUUUCUUUCUUUCUUUCUUUCCCAGUCUCUCCAUAUCUAUCUAUCUAUCUAUCUAUCUAUCUAUCUAUCUAUCUCUUCCUUUUCUUUUUUUUACCUGUUUUUUUUCUUUCACUUUUCUUCACUUUUGAUUUUCUUUUUCUUUUUCAUUUCUUUUUUCUUUCUUUGGUGCUUUUCUUUUACUCAUCCAUAGCUUCUCCUUAUUUAUUUUUUUUCAUUGUCUUUAAAUUUUUAUUUUUUUCGUUCAUUUUUCCUUCUUCGUUUCAUCUUUAUGCACGAUCGUCUUCUUCAUCCUCAUUCUUUUUGCUCUUUACGCUUUUUCCUUUCUUUCUCUCUCUCUCUCUGUCUGUCUCUCUCUCUCUCUCUCUCUCUCGUCCUCUGUUUCUCUUUACUUUUUUUUCUUUUUCUUUUUCUUUUCCCCUUUUUCUCUCCUUCUUUUUUUUUCUUUUUCUUUUUCUUUUCCCCUUUUUCUCUCCUUUUUUUUUUUUUUUUUUUUCUUUUCCCCUUUUUCUCUCCUUUUUUUCUUUUUCUUUUCUUUUCCCCUUUUCUCUCCUUUUUUUUUUUUUCUUUUUCUUUCCCUUUUCUCUCCUUCUUUUUUUUUUUUCUUUUUUUUUUCCCUUUUUUCUCCUUUUUUUUUUUUUUUUCUUUUUCUUUUUUCCUUUUUUCUCCUUCUUUUUUUUUUUUUCUUUUUCUUUUCACCUUUUUCUUUCCUUAUUUUUUUUUUUUCUUUUUUUUCCCUUUUCUCUCCUUAUUUUUUUUUUUUUUUCUUUUUCUUUUCACCUUUUUCUCUCCUUAUUUUUUUUCUUUUUCUUUUUCUUUUCACCCUUUUUCUCUCCUUCUUUUUUUUUCUUUUUCUUUUUCUUUUACCCUUUUUCUCUCCUUCUUUUUUUCUUUUUCUUUUUCUUUCCUCUUUUCUCUCCUUCUUUUUUUUUUUUCUUUUUCUUUUCCCCUUUUUCUCUCCUUCUUUUUUUUCCUUUUCUUUUUCUUUUCCCCUUUUUCUCUCCUUCUUUUUUUUUCUUUUUCUUUUUCUUUUCCCCUUUUUCUCUCCUUCUUUUUUUUUUUUCUUUUCUUUUUUCCUUUUUCUCUCCUUCUUUUUUUUCCUUUUCUUUUCUUUUCCUCUUUUCUCUCCUUCUUUUUUUUUUUUUCUUUUUUUCUUUUUCUUUUCCUUUUUCUCUCCUUUUUUUUUUUUUCUUUUUCUUUUCCUUUUUUCUCCUUCUUUUUUUUUUUUCUUUUUCUUUUCUUUUCCCCUUUUCUCUCCUUCUUUUUUUUUUUUUCUUUUCUUUUCCCUUUUCUCUCCUUCUUUUUUUUUUUUCUUUUUUUUUUUUCUUUUCCCUUUUUCUCUCCUUUUUUUUUUUUUCUUUUUUCUUUUCCUUUUCUCUCCUUCUUUUUUUUUUCUUUUUCUUUUCCCUUUUUUUCUCCUUCUUUUUUUUUUUUCUUUUCUUUUUCUUUUCCCCUUUUUCUCUCCUUCUUUUUUUUUUUCUUUUUCUUUUCCUUUUUCUCUCCUUCUUUUUUUUUUUUUUUCUUUUCUUUUCCCCUUUUUCUCUCCUUUUUUUCUUCUUUUUUUUCUUUUCCCCUUUUCUCUCCUUCUUUUUUUUCUUUUCUUUUCUUUUCCCCUUUUCUCUCCUUUUUUUUUCUUUUCUUUUCUUUUUCCUUUUUUCUCUUCUUUUUUUUUCUUUUUCUUUUCUUUUCCCCUUUUCUCUCCUUCUUUUUUUUUUUUUCUUUUUUUUUCCUUUUCUCUCCUUCUUUUUUUCUUUUCUUUUCUUUUCCCUUUUUCUCUCCUUCUUUUUUUUUUUUCUUUUUCUUUUCCUUUUUUCUCCUUCUUUUUUUUUCUUUUUCUUUUUCUUUUCCCCUUUUUCUCUCCUUCUUUUUCUUUUUCUUUUUCUUUUUCUUUUCCCCUUUUUCUCUCCUUCUUUUUUUUUUUCCUUUUUAAGGUUCUCUUUAUCUUUUGCUUCGGUUUCUCUUUUAUAUUCCUUUAUCUUUCUUGACCCUUCCUCGUCUGCUUUUCUCUUUCGUUUUUCGCUGUUAUCUUUGUUUUUCUUUCUUUCUUUUUUUUUUUUCUUUCUUUAUUUCAUUCAUUCAUUCAUUCUUUCUUUCUUUCUUCAAAUCUAUAUAUCUAACUUUUGGGCAAGCUAUCACAUUCUGUUCAUAUCUAUCUAUCUAUCUAUCUAUCUAUCUAUCUAUCUAUCUCAGUCUGUUCGUAUCUAUCUAUCUCAGUCUGUUCGUAUCUAUCUAUCUAUCUAUCUAUCUAUCUAUCUCUAUCUAUCUAUCUAUCUAUCUAUCUAUCUCAUUCUGUUUCUAUCUAUCUAUGUAUCCAUCAUAUCUAUUCAUAUCUAUCUAGCGAUCUACAACUUUCUCUUCAUAUGUAUCUAUCUAUUCUAUUCAUUAUCUAUCUAUCUAUCUAGCGAGCUACAACUUUCUCGUCAAAUCUAUCUAUCUAUCUAUCUAUCUAUCUAUCUAUCCUAUUCUAUUCAUAUCUCUCUAUCUAGCGAGCUACAACUUUCUAUUCAUAUCUAUCUAUCUAUCUAUCUAUCUAUCUAUCUAUCUAUCACAUUCUAUUUCUAUCUAUCUAUAUAUCUAUCUUAUUUUAUUCAUAUCUAUCUAGCGAGCUACACCUUUCUCUUCAUAUCUAUCUAUCUAUCUAUAUAUCUAUCUAUCUAUCUAUCUAUCUAUCUAUCUAUCUAUCACAUUCUCUACAACUUUCUAUUCAUAUCUAUCUAUCUAUCUAUCUAUCCUAUUCAUAUCUAUCUAUCUAGCGAGCUACAACUUUCUCUUCAUAUCUAUCUAUCUAUCUAUCCUAUUCAUAUCUAUCUAUCUAGCGAGCUACAACUUUCUCUUCAUAUCUAUCUAUCUAUCUAUCUUUCUAUCUAUCCUAUUCUAUUCAUAUCUAUCUAUCUAGCGAGCUACAACUUUCUCUUCAUAUCUAUCUAUCUAUCUAUCUAUCUAUCUAUCUAUCUAUCUAUCUAUCUAUCUAUCCUAUUCUAUUCAUAUCUAUCUAUCUAG